AUGGCAGAGAUAUCAUCAACGGCAGUGAAUAAAACUCUCGGUGAUUUUUAUCAGAGUGUGACGUCAAAAGAACCAAGCGUACGAUUAGAGUGUUUCUCAGCACUCGAAAGUUUAUUAUCAGACAGUGAAACAUCAGUUGAUUGUGAUGAUCUACCUGGUUUUAUAAAUGGUUUAAUUAAAUGGAUCGAAGGCAGUAAUUUCCGAAUUGCAGCUAAUGGCUUGCGAACGUUAGAAUUACUUCUCGAUCGAUUAGAUUCGAAUGAGUUCGGACACUAUGUUGAACAAGUUACAUCUGCAACAGUCGAUCGUUUGGGUGAUGCUAAAGAUCAAGUUCGAGAAGCUGCAUCUAAUCUUCUUAUUAAGCUAAUGACCACUUAUACCCCUCAGCGUAUAUGGGAUUUAAUACAACCAUUAGCAUUUGAUAGUAAACAAUUCCGUAUCAAAGAAGAAAGUCAACGCGUAUUAAUACGAUCAUUAGAAGAAUUCGGCGCAUCGACAAUACAAUUGAGUAAACUCGUUCCACUGAUUUCGAAACUUAUAUCUGAUUCGAAUGGUGCUGUUCGUCAACAAGCAGUCGAUACUCUUGUCGAAAUUUAUCGUCAUGUUGGAGAGAAAGUUCGUAGUGAUAUUGCUAAACGAGAUAUUCCUGAAGCGAAGUUGAAACAAUUGUAUGAAAAAUUUGAUGAUGUUAUUGCCAGUGGUCGAAUGAUUGCUAAAGUGUCGGAUGCAACUGAUGAUGCUGAAGCAAUGGAUUCAUCUUUAUUUGAACGAUUUUUCGAUCCGACAUCGACUCAUUUUCAGCUACCGACAUUGAAUGAAGAAGAAAAUGAUGAAGUCUAUCCGUUGCUUCAUAUUGAAUUCUAUCGGUUAAAUAAAACACGACAAUUAUUAAUAGCACGACCGAAGCCGACAACAACUCGAUCUCGAUUGAAUUCAGAUAGUAGUACAACAUCUACACGUUCACGGCCAAGUGGUGGUGUACCCGCUCGAUCGGCUGCACCUGUCUCUGCAGCUGUGGCAAGCGGUGCUGUCGAUGAAGCAAUCUUCGAAGAGGCAUUCAACUCAUCCCCUGCAAUCUCUCUGUCAUCGGGCAAAGAUGUCGAAAAUCAAUUAUCAACUAUUCGAGAUACACUCGCCGACACGAAUAAUGAUUGGGAAAAACGUGUCGAAGCAUUGAAACGACUACGUUCGAUUGUAACCGGUGGCGGUGAUCAGUAUGAUGAAUUUUUUCGUAAUCUUCGUCAACUUGACCUACCUUUGGUCGCAACCGUCAAAGACUUACGCUCACAAAUUGUUCGUGAAGUUUGUAUUACUCUUGCAUUCAUGUCAAUACGACUGACCAAUCGAUUGGAACGAACGGCUGAAUGUGUUCUUCCUGCAAUGUUAAGCCUGAUUCAGAAUAGUGCUAAAAUAAUGGCGACAAGCGGUGCUGUUGCUUUACGUUACAUUGUAACCAAUACACAAUCGAGUAAACUAAUUCCGUUGAUAUUGACGGGAAUUGAAUCAAAAUCAAAAGAUAUUCGAAGACAAGCUUAUGAACUGAUAGUCAUUAUGCUCUCCCAUUGGGAUUUGGUCUACAUGGAAAAAUAUGGCCAAUUACUUCAUGAUGCGAUUAAAAAAGGCCUGUCCGAUGCUGAUGCAGAAGCAAGAUCGAAUGCUCGCAAAGCAUUCGGAUCAUUUCGUGACCAAUUUCCAACAUUAGCUGACGUACUCCUUGCGUCAUUGGACUCAUCGAAAAAGAAAACAUUAAUGGGUGAAAUGAGUAAUGCAUCCAGUACACAUUCAUUGGCGAGUGUUGGUAGUUCAAGAAUACGUAGUGCAAAAGAAACGGGAUCAAAACAAGUGCGAAGAGAGAGUGUUGAUAAACAAGGUUCAUCGAGUAGUCUUGCUCGGUCAUCAAGUGCGAAUGAACUUGCUCUACGCCAAAAGAGUUCAUUAUCAAACAGUUUGAAUGCAACGAGUAUUCCAACAAAGACCAGUCGAACUCGAUACCUUCCUCAACAAUCGGGUGUAGUAAAAUCUACUUCAACUACAUCACGUCCACCCCAAACGGUUUCCCAAUCUCAACCGGGCAGUCGUUCAACAUCACCGAAUUCAUUGCGAUUGUCAUAUCUAUCGUCAACCCGCACGCCAACUAAUACCCGCUCGCGGAUACCAGUUGGUUCCAACGGAGGUUCACGAAUAUCAAGUCGAGAAUCAAGUCCAGGACGGACAACUUUGUCUUCUAAUGGUAUCAGCGGUAAUAGACGUCGAUCAGGACGAUCGUUUGGUUACCGAGGACCAGGAAGUGAUUAUGGCGAUCAUGGCAAUCAACGUCGUGUUAGUGGUUCUUGGUAUGGUGACAGCGGAGAUGAUGCAUCCGAAACGUCAAGUAUUUGUUCGGAAAGAUCAUUGGAAGAUAUUGCGGACGUAUUACGUCGUAUGUCAAGUAAUGAAUGGGCUGAACGUAAAGAAAGUUUAUCCAGUUUAUACCAUAUGAUUCGUGCUGGUCGUGCAUUUAGUCCGCCAGAAAUGAAACGUUUGACCGAAUUGUUAACAAAGCGUUUCUAUGAUUCCAAUUCACAUGUAUUUGUCGCAUUUCUUGAUGUUUUACCUGAGUUCAUCUUUGCGUACAAACGCGAAUUGAGUGAUUGGCUCUAUGCUCUAUUAACUCGUUUAUUAAUUCGUUUGGGUUCUGUCGAUUUACUUGAUUCGGUCGCGAAAAGGCUGAAACAAUGCUUAGCAGUAGUUAAUUCUUCAUUUGAUGUUCAUGCACAAUUUACAGUUCUCAUUCGUUUCAUUAACGAUAAUUCAUCUGCACCAAGCGUUAAAGCAAAGGAAAUUGUGCUUCGUUAUUUACAGCAAGUUAUUCAACAUAUGGAGCCUGUCGAUAUCACCAACAAUAAUGAUGUACGUACAGCUCUAUCGAGAAUUAUCAAUUGGUCAAGUGAACCGAAAAGUAUUGAAAUGAGAAAAGCAGCUCAAGCGGUUAUUGUUGCUGUGCACAAUCUUAACCGACCGGAAUUCAAUUUGAUGCUCACGACAUUAGCGCAAAAUUGCCAAGAUGCCGCAGCGAAAAUCAUUCAAUCUGCCACUGAUUCACAAUCGCAACUCGACAACAAAUAUGACUUUUUUCGACGAACAAGUCUCUCUGGUUUAACAUCACCUAUGGCAUCAUCCAUGCAUUCUGAUGUUCAAGCGCCCACAUAUGCAUCUGACAUGCGUAUUCUAAUGGAGAAUAUGCAAGCUUUGAAUGUGAAUCACCGGCAGGAUGAGUUAUUAGUUAAUUCAGCAUCGUUGAAAGAGAAAGAACACCGAUCAAUGAUUCCCGUACGGCAUCAUACAUCCCACAUGUAUCACUCACGAACACAACAAGCAGAGCCGUCAGAUAGUAUUUCUGACGCACCCGAUCGUCCUGAAGCAAUCGACAGAGCACUUAACGUUGCUAAUAAUAGCACUUCAACAAAAGAUCAACGACAGCAUGCUCUACGUUGUGUAUUGAAAUUUGCCAAAGUAAAUGAUGCCGAAACAUGGGAUUUGGCAUUUAGUAAAACACUGAAUAUAUUAACGCAAAUUCUCGAUAAUUCGGCUGAUGAAGUUCUCUAUAAAAUUUACAGUUUAAGAAUCUUGCGCGAAUUAUUGACGCAUCAUACGAAUCUGUUUAUGACUUAUAUCGAAUUAACAAUCUUUCGCAUAUUAAAAGCGCAAAGUGAAACUGAAGGCGAAAUCACUCGUUUUGCUGAACAAGCAGCUCAUGCUGCUGCUGAACAUCUACCACCAGAGAAUACUGUUCGUGUGCUGAAACCAAUCAUUGAACAAGCGAAAUAUCCAAUGAAUCAAUCAGCUAUAACAAUGUUACAGAAAACGAUCGAACUGAUGAACAAAGAAAUCUGCAUUGAAUUGAUGCCUGAAAUCAUCCCACCGCUCCUAACGGCGUGGGACAGUAAUUCCCAUAAUCUCACCGGUGGAACCAGUUCAUGGGACAAUGAAACAUCAAGCGUACGAAAAGCAGCCGUCUUCUGUCUGGUGUCGAUUUACAUGGUCGUUGGCGAUACUCUUCGCACACAUUUACAUAAACUAAGCGCAAGCAAGCUCAAAUUAUUAAAUGUUUACAUCUCAAAAGCUCAACAACAAACAGCUACGAGCAAUUCUGAAAAGUCAACAGCAUCAAAUGGGCUUAACAAUAAUCAAACUUCCUGA
Adineta ricciae is the source of this 4179-nucleotide messenger RNA. NCBI's taxonomy places the organism in Eukaryota, Metazoa, Rotifera, Eurotatoria, Adinetida, Adinetidae. The record is from the annotation of a GenBank genome assembly.